This is a messenger RNA of Priapulus caudatus, 2192 nucleotides long. RefSeq names its product galactocerebrosidase-like. Gene Ontology annotation, molecular function: galactosylceramidase activity. Gene Ontology annotation, cellular component: lysosome. The coding region runs from base 76 to 1893 and encodes 605 amino acids. The transcript is spliced from 15 exons. The record is from RefSeq and is a predicted model, not a curated record. NCBI's taxonomy places the organism in Eukaryota, Metazoa, Priapulida, Priapulimorpha, Priapulimorphida, Priapulidae. Gene Ontology annotation, biological process: galactosylceramide catabolic process.
UGUAUACUAACAUACUUGUUUAGUUGUAAAUUGUUUAUAACGUUGACGUACGUAACUGUACAUGUGUUUUACAACAUGUUAUUAUUGAAAGUCAAAAACUCGUGUGGGUUUCGUAACGCCAUACUAAUAGUAAUCGUAUUUUUGAUAACUGUAUAUGAAAUUGAUGCGUAUACAGUUGAUGAUUCACCGGGUGUAGGAAGGAAAUUCGACGGAAUCGGAGCAAUAAGUGGUGGCGGGGCGACGUCUAAGCUUUUGAUCAACUAUCCUGAAGAGUAUCGAAACCAAAUCUUAGAUUUCCUGUUUAAGCCAAACUUUGGUGCCUCUUUAAAAAUCCUAAAAGUCGAAAUAGGAGGAGAUGGCCAGAGCUCUGAUGGGGUGGAGGCAUCACACAUGCAUACAGAACAUGAUGCUAACUACAACCGCGGUUACGAGUGGUGGCUCAUGAAGGAAGCCAAGAAGAGGAAUGCGGACAUACGACUCUAUGGGCUGCCGUGGUCGUUUCCCGGCUGGCUGGCAGACAACGGGACCAACUCUCCCUUUCUUCACCCGAUCCGUACCAUAACCUACAUCGUCAACUGGAUUAAAGGAGCGAAGAAGUAUCAUGAUCUGGAUAUCGAUUAUAUUGGUAUCUGGAACGAACGAGAGCCGGACGUGGAAUACGUGAAGCUGCUGCGGAAGCUGCUAGACUACCGUCAGCUGCACGACGUACAGAUAGUCGCAGGUGACUUGCACUGGGAGUUGGCACCUACGAUGCUUAACGACUCCACUCUCUCUAAAGCCGUGCAGAUACUGGGAGCCCACUACCCUGGUACCCUGACGACCAAGCAGGCGCUAGAGACAAACAAGCCACUGUGGUCAUCUGAAGAUUACAGCACUGUGAACGACAACACCGGUGCAGGUUGCUUGGCCAGGGUCGUGAAUCAGAACUACGUAAACGGCAACAUGACGGCCACGAUAGCGUGGAAUCUCGUGACGAGUUACUACGACACUUUAAUUUGGUCUAACAUGGGUCUCAUGACUGCUAACCAACCUUGGUCCGGCUACUACACGGUGUCUAGUCCAGUCUGGAUGACAGCCACAGCACGCAGUUUGGGGAAUUCGCUGGCGUUUUUGCAGCAAUGGUGGAUUCGGUUGGAUUGGAGAGGCUGGCAGGUUGUCGGGUACAGUAAGCUGGAUUCAGUGGUCAAUGGCAGCGUGACGGUAUUCCUGGACGCUGACGUCAUCAUGACCUUGACGACGGUAACCACGGGCCAUCACGGAAGCUUCCAGGAACCACCGGCUUCGGCAUCAUUCCCUCUCCCCUACACGGAUGACUUUGAAUCCUAUGAUGUCAGCGCCGAGCCGUACAACCUAGCUCAGCAGGCGGGCGUCUGGGAGGUCGUCCUUAGCAACCACCUGCUGCAUCAGCACGUCAUACGACAGACGAUCACAGCGCCCCCUCUCCACUGGUGCGACCCGGCAGUGGCGCCGCCUAUCAGCAUCGUCGGCGACCCCUCGUGGACCGACGUGUCUGCGAGCGUCGACGUUUACAUCCCACUAGAUGGAGGCACCGUAGCUGUCUUUCUCGCAGUGCGUGUCAGCGGCCGCAUGGGAUGUGACAGUGGGAGAGCGCUAGGUGCCUUCUUCUGGGUGUACCCGAAAGACAAAACCUUUCUUCUCACAGCUGACGUUGCUUUGGUAACUGUAAUCGCAGGAGGAACUCUGGAGAUGUCAUACGAUGAAUGGCACACCAUAAAAGUGCGCGUUCAGGGCAAAGAAUUUUUGGCCACCGUAGACGGAAAGACAGCAUCCCGCACGAAUCUUCCUCCUAAUAUCCAGCAGGGAUUCGUUGCCAUAGGAACCGGAAACUUUGGCAUCGCAGAAUACGACAAUCUUCAGCUGACGUCGCCGUAGAAUGAAUGCCAAACGCAGUGCCUCUGCUAGAUGCAUGGAGAAUGUAACCGUGGAUCAUGGGGUUACAUAGCGUAAACUAAACGUUGUGAAGUAACCCCCUGUAUUGUUGCAAAAAUCUUGAUAAUUAUCUUCUGUGAUAUGUUACAUUAUGUUAUUGUUAUUAGCUACCGAACGUAUUUUCGUAGCAUUUGAUUUGCUGUAUUGUUGUACAAGCUUGACUACUUGUAUUAUUACUGAUGGAUGAAAAUGUGAAUGAAGUUACAAAUUACUAAUAUAAGAAGAUGGUAAUAUUCUUGUAA